Messenger RNA from Aspergillus neoniger CBS 115656, 488 nucleotides. RefSeq lists its product as uncharacterized. The transcript is spliced from 2 exons. The coding region runs from base 200 to 451 and encodes 83 amino acids. The record is from RefSeq and is a predicted model, not a curated record. Lineage: Eukaryota; Fungi; Ascomycota; Eurotiomycetes; Eurotiales; Aspergillaceae.
GUACCGAAAGGGGCAUCAAAAGAGAGCGGAAGAAAAAGCGAAAAAUUCAGCAAACAGGCUGGAGUUGUGAUGGGGACCCCGUACCAAUGUUUCGGAAAUCAGCCUUGGAUCGCGUGGCUCUCGGCUCGGGUUGGUUUAGUUGGUUGGUUGAGGUGAUGGAGAUGGAGCCCGUGGGAGGUGUGUACCCCACGCUAUAUCCAUGGGGGCACGGAGGGGCCUGGAGAAAGAGCAUGGGGGUUACAAUUCUUCUUUCGGUAUCCAUGCAUUACUAUUUAUUCCCUCAUCCCGACUUGUGUUGAACCAGCCCGGGUUUGCAACCCCGUCAAAACUCCGAUGCCAGCACCUGUGGCGUUGUGCAGCUGCAAUGCACAGCAUCAUAGGUAGUGUUAGAUCGGGUCGGGAAACUCAGUUUCCCACAUUCAUGAGUCGGAUAUAUCGUAAACUAAUUUGAUGCAAUCCAUAUAAAGAUGGAUUUAUAAGCUGUGAAA